This is a messenger RNA of Penicillium verhagenii, 1482 nucleotides long. RefSeq lists its product as uncharacterized. Gene Ontology annotation, biological process: regulation of gene expression. The record is from RefSeq and is a predicted model, not a curated record. The transcript has a single exon. Gene Ontology annotation, cellular component: nucleus. Bases 1 to 1482 code for a protein of 493 amino acids. Gene Ontology annotation, molecular function: protein binding. NCBI's taxonomy places the organism in Eukaryota, Fungi, Ascomycota, Eurotiomycetes, Eurotiales, Aspergillaceae.
AUGCACAAAAAUACUGACCGGUUAAGCACCGGAUCCCAACCUUUCAUCUCUCAACCGUCGAUUUUUCUCUUACCCAACGAGUUGCUUCUGCAUGUCGCCGGCUUUCUUUCAGAGGAUCGGGAUAUCGCCUCUCUUCUGCAAGCAAAUCAACGUUUGAAAUAUCUCCUCGAGAAUUAUAUCUUCCAGAACAAUCUGGCCACAAAUUAUGGCACUGCACUACCCCUGUGUGCCAAAUAUGGUCUGAGGAAGAGUGUGCAGAAAAUACUGAGCCUUGGAGCGGACGGAGACGAAUCUGACAUUGAUUCCCGUACAGCGUCGAGUUACGCAGCCGAGAAAGGGGACUUCGAAAUGUGGCAAAUACUCCUGGAUCAUGAUGCGCUCCUUGGUCACGAGCAAAAUCUGUUCAACAAAGGUGACGACAACGAACGCACCCCACUCAGCUGGGCAGCAGAAGGUGACCAGCUCGAAUUUGCUCAAUAUCUCAUUAAACACGGUGUAAAUGUCGACACGACGUGCUCGGAAAGGCGGACUCCUCUAAGCUAUGCAGCUGAAGCAGGACACCUGGCAAUGGUUCAAUGGUUACUUGAACAAGGGACUAGUCCGGAGGACUCCAUUUGCUUAGAGGACAGAGAUGGCCUAACGCCUUUACAUUAUGCCGCCUUUGAAGGGAACGAAUGUAUCGUGGAAUUACUCAUAUCGUCUGGCGCACAUCCAGACCACGAGGGAAUGGACUGUAUGUAUAUGGCAGCCCAGACACCAGUAAUGGAAGCAGCUCGAGGUGGCCAACUUACAGUCGUGAAGAUGCUUCUCGAUAUGGGCGCUGAUGUGGAAAGGUGUGAUGUAAGAGGAAUGUCACCAUUGACAUAUGCUGCACGAGCAGGUGUUGGCGAGCCUUUGAGAGAAAGCGAUUAUUAUCUCGUCAAUUUUAUGCAUGGCCAGCCAGGUCCUGGGUGGUACUUUGAUGGGGCGGGCUUUCAAGCACCUUGCAAAUCUGGCAAACUAAGGGACUAUCUCGCCGUCGUGAAACUAUUGAUCGACCGAGGAGCGGAUCCCAGAAAAUCCCACUGCGACCAUAACGGAUUGCCAGAGGACAGCCCCCUUUAUUGUGCAGCAUGGGCGGGUGCGACCGAUAUCGUUGAAUUUCUGAUUGAUGCGGGAGCCGAAGUGGAUGAUCUGUCCACCAAGAGAGACAGGACCGCGCUUCAUGCCGCGGUGCGAAAUGGCCAUCUCGACGUGGUCGAGAGAUUACUCGCUCAUGGCGCCAAUGUCAAUGCGAGGGAUCCAAUGCAUACACCUUUGGACCGUGCAAAAUUCGCUGCCAAACUGGUUGCGCAAGGCAAAGGUUCAUUCGAGUAUGGAGAUAUAUGGAAUACGAGAUAUAUGGUACUCUUCAAAGACAAUCUUAUGAAGUAUCAGCAGGUAGUUGAUAUGCUCAUUGCUCACGGCGGUGAAGUUGGAGUGGAAAGCUUCUCUCCAUGGUAG